GCGCGGCCACGAAGCUGGACCUGUAGCAGUUUCCGUGGUUACCUGGGCCGCUUGAGUCCAGCCACUAUGCCUAUCCGUGCGCUGUGCACUAUCUGCUCUGACUUCUUCGACCAUUCCCGCGACGUGGCCGCUAUUCACUGUGGCCACACCUUUCACCUGCAGUGUCUAAUCCAGUGGUUUGAGACAGCACCAAGUCGGACCUGCCCACAAUGCCGAAUUCAGGUUGGCAAAAGAACCAUUAUCAAUAAGCUCUUCUUUGACCUUGCGCAGGAGGAAGAGAGUGUCUUAGAUGCAGAAUUCUUAAAGAAUGAACUGGACAAUCUGAGAGCCCAGCUUUCCCAGAAAGAGAGGGAGAAACGGGACAGCCAGGUUAUCAUUGACAAUCUACGGAACAUACUGGAAGAGCGCAACACCACUGUGGAAUCACUACAGAAGGCCUUAGGCAAGUCUGAGAUGCUGUGCUCCACUCUCAAAAAGCAGAUGAAGUACUUGGAGCAACAACAGGAUGAAACCAAACAAGCACGUGAGGAGGCACGUCGACUCAGGAGCAAGAUGAAGACCAUGGAGCAGAUUGAACUCCUACUCCAGAGCCAGCGGCCUGAGGUGGAGGAGAUGAUCCGAGACAUGGGUGUAGGACAAUCAGCAGUGGAACAGCUGGCUGUGUACUGUGUGUCCCUCAAGAAAGAGUAUGAGAAUUUGAAAGAGGCACGGAAGGCUUCGGGGGAGCUGGCUGACAAGUUGAAGAAGGACUUGGCCUCCUCCAGAAGCAAGUUGCAGACAGUCUACUCUGAAUUGGAUCAAGCCAAAUUAGAGCUGAGGUCAGCCCAGAAGGACUUACAAAGUGCUGACAAGGAAAUCAUGAGUCUAAAAAAGAAGCUGACAAUGUUGCAGGAAACCUUGAGUCUGCCACCAGUGGCUAAUGAGACUGUCAACCGCCUGGUUUUAGAGAGCCCAGCACCUGUAGAGAUGCUGAACCUGAAGCUCCGACGGCCAUCCUUCAGUGAUGAUAUUGACCUCAAUGCUACCUUUGAUGUGGAUACCCCUCCAACCCGGCCCUCCAGUUCCCAGCAUGGCUACUCCAAGAAGCUCUGCCUGGAGAAGGCACACUCUCCUGUUCAGGAUGUCCUCAAGAAGAUCCCCAAAAGACCCAAGCAGGAGUCCCAGCUCUCUCUGGGUGGCCAGUGCUGUGUAGGAGAGCCAGAUGAGGAACUGGCUGGUGCUUUCCCUCUCUUCAUCCGGAAUGCUGUCCUGGGUCAGAAACAGUCCAAGAGGGCCAUGUCAGAGUCCUGUUGCAGCACAGAUGCGGUAAGAACAGGCUUCGAUGGACUUGGAGGCAGAACAAAAUUCAUCCAGCCUACAGACCCAACCAUGAUCCGCCCACUCCCUGUAAAGCCCAAGACAAAGGCUAAGCAGAGAGUGAGGGCAAGGACUGUGUCUUCCUCUCAAGCCAAGCUGGAUACCUUCCUGUGGCAGUGAGAACAGUGAGCAAGCAGUGGCCAGACUCAUGCUUCUAAUCAGUAGGUCAAGAACUGGCCAGGUUUGGGGGAUGGCCCCUCUUCUAGAAGAAGCCCUGAGAGCAAGGGCAGAAGAGCAGAUGAGGAUGAGAAUGACUCUAAGACUUUGCACUUCUUGCACUUAGUCAGCCCUACCUCACCACACUGGGCUUGCUUUUGGGAGCUGUCACAACCAGCUUACCAUUUCAGUCAGAAGGGCUUAUUCCUAGUUGUGGGCUCCUGUUUAAAGUCAUGAUCAGAUGUGGCUGGGCUCCUUCUAGUCCUAGAGACUAGGGUCACUUGAUUGUAUGGACAAAAAUGCUUGAAGCUUCUCAGGCAGCUGGGCCUGAGCUUCUGCCUGCCUCCAACUUGUAACUAGGCAUGGC
Messenger RNA from Castor canadensis (American beaver), 1879 nucleotides. It is a transcript of the gene Traip, whose product is annotated as TRAF interacting protein. The record is from RefSeq and is a predicted model, not a curated record. Gene Ontology annotation, molecular function: ubiquitin protein ligase activity. Gene Ontology annotation, biological process: protein ubiquitination; replication fork processing. NCBI's taxonomy places the organism in Eukaryota, Metazoa, Chordata, Mammalia, Rodentia, Castoridae. Gene Ontology annotation, cellular component: site of DNA damage; nucleus.